AUGACGUGGCGUGAGCUACGGAGUAGGCAGUUCUGGCGAGCCACGAUGGCAGAGCUGCUCGGCACCCUGGUGUUGGUGAGCGCUGUGCUGGGUGCCUCUGUGCCAGGCCCUGGAGAAGCCCCCGGGGGACCCCUGUACACAGCUGUGGCAGUGGGUGUGGUGAUUGUUGCACUGGGGCACUGUUUUGGAGAAAUAAGUGGGGCACAGGUGAACCCUGCAGUGACUCUGUCUCUGUUGGCAACUCGGAGGCUAGAUGUUCUCAGGGCCCUUGUUUAUAUGGUUGCACAGUGUCUGGGGGCAUCUUUAGGAGCCGGGGCCCUCUACCUGGCCCUGCCACUGAAAACCACUGCAGACCACUUUGUCAACAGGGUGCCUAUAGAGUUGAAUGCAGCCCAGGCGCUGGGCAUAGAGGUUUUGUGCACCUUCCAGAUGGUGUUCACUGUGUUCUCAGUGGAGGACCAGCGACGGAGGGAGAGCCCAGAGCCAGGAAACUUAGCCAUUGGACUAGCACACACUGCUGGGGUGUUCAUAGGGGCACGGUUCUCUGGUGCGAGUAUGAAUCCUGCACGUUCUCUGGGUCCAGCCAUCAUCACUGGCUUCUGGGAAAACCACUGGGUUUAUUGGAUCGGACCUGUGCUUGGUGCUGUACUGGCUGGAGUUUCCCACGAGUUCUUCUUUGCACGCAGUGCCUCUCGCCAGAAGCUGGUGGCGUGCCUGACCUGUAAGGAUAUUGAAAUUGUGGAGACGGCCAGUAUGACCGGAUCAUCACUGUCCACGGUCACACAGAACGCCAUGAGAGCCAAACAGGCCAACAAACCAGAGAACAACUGA
Toxotes jaculatrix (banded archerfish) is the source of this 831-nucleotide messenger RNA. RefSeq names its product aquaporin AQPAe.a. The transcript is spliced from 6 exons. Bases 1 to 831 code for a protein of 276 amino acids. The record is from RefSeq and is a predicted model, not a curated record. Gene Ontology annotation, biological process: transmembrane transport. Gene Ontology annotation, molecular function: water channel activity. Lineage: Eukaryota; Metazoa; Chordata; Actinopteri; Toxotidae. Gene Ontology annotation, cellular component: plasma membrane.